GACAGCUGCCACCUGAAAGAAAGUACGGAUUACCGGUACCUUACCAUAAUUCUGCACCCACCGACGAUCCCCAGCCAACAUCUUGGUUUGCGACGUCCCACCGUCGCCUCCAACAACCUGCAUUCAAUCUCCGUACCUAAGGUAGAACAGGUACACCUCGCAAAGAUGCAGAUCGACGAGACCUUCUUCUCGGUGCGCUUCAAGUACGGUGCGCACACCAUCUUGAUGUUUGUCGACGGCCAACAGAAAUUCUCCGAAGUAACCACAUCGCUGCUCGAGGUGCUCCGUGACCGCUUUCCCGAUGGCCUUACAAUCAACCACACUUCCCCCGAGACGACUGCCGUUCCUGAGGGCGAUGUACAACUGGCUUAUGCCCUGCCUGUCAAUGCCACCGAUUUGACUCAAGGAUGGAAGAAUAUCAAGAUCUCUGACAGCGAUACGCCAGUUGGCAAGGGCUUCAAAGACAACUGCAUUGUCGCAUUCUCGUUUGAUACAGAUGAGCCUGAGUUCUUGGUCGAUAUCCCGACCCUGGAUGAUGAAAUGGACGAUGAAGAGGGCAUGGGGUCGGACGCAUGAUGGAUAACACUUGGGAUUUCAAAAACAAUACAUGCAUGGCGUUGGGCGAUGGGGUCGCAGAAUUAUGAAUCGUGUGCGUCAAACUUGAAAGGAGUGGCCUUUCAUAGACACACAGCAGCAUCUGUCUGCACAGAUGCAUGAGUACCAGGCGAUGAAAGAUACCGCCUUUGGCUAAUUCACACUCACAGAUAGUAAAUCGAGGGCCCAAAAUGUGCUGGGCAUCGAAACAAGCUUGUUUUUUUUGUUUUUAAGUUAGCAGGCUAAGGUACCUAGGACAGUUCAUGAUGACUACCACGACUGGAGACCUUUGAGUAAGGUAAGCAAGCACAUCUGGCCCCCAGAAUCGGGGACUCAUUGGUAUAUCGCUGUUUAAAGGCUUCUUGUGGCUUUGGUUUUAAUUCAAAGAACAUGUGUAAUUGAACCGCA
Molecule: messenger RNA, 1002 nt
Organism: Colletotrichum scovillei
Lineage: Eukaryota; Fungi; Ascomycota; Sordariomycetes; Glomerellales; Glomerellaceae
Exons: 2
Coding region: 166-576 (136 amino acids)
Source: RefSeq, a predicted model, not a curated record